AUGAGAGAAAUCUGCAACUCCUGCCAGCUCCCCCUCUCCUUCUCUCCCCUCCCCUUCAACCGCCUCUUCUCCUGCCAGCACCAUUCCCCUCCUAUCCCUCCUCUCUCCAGCCUGCCAGCACCCCUCCCUUCUCCAACCAACACUGACAGCCCCUCCCCUUCUCCAAUCAGCACCAACACUGACAGCCCCUCCCCUUCUCCAAUCAGCACCAACACUGACAGCCCCUCCCCUUCUCCAACCAGCACCAACACUGACAACCCCUCCCCUUCUCCAACCACACCCCUCCCCUUCUCCAUCCAGCACCCCCCUUCUCCAACCAGCACCAACACUGACAGUCCCUCCCCUUCUCCAAUCAGCACCAACACUGACAGCCCCCCUUCUCCAACCAGCACCAACACUGACAGCCCCUCCCCUUCUCCAAUCAGCACCAACACUGACAGCCCCUCCCCUUCUCCAACCAGCACCAAUAUUGACAGCCCCUUCUCCAACCACACCAACACUGACAGCCCCUCCCCUUCUCCCAUCCGCACCAACACUGACAGUCACACCCCUUCUCCAACCAGCACCAACACUGACAGCCCCUCCCCUUCUCCAAUCAGCACCAACACUGACAGCCCCUCCCCUUCUCCAACCAGCACCAAUAUUGACAGCCCCUUCUCCAACCAGCACCCCUCCCCUUCUCCAACAGCACCCUUCCCCUUCUCCAAUCAGCACCAACACUGA
Molecule: messenger RNA, 723 nt
Organism: Oncorhynchus tshawytscha (Chinook salmon)
Lineage: Eukaryota; Metazoa; Chordata; Actinopteri; Salmoniformes; Salmonidae
Exons: 4
Coding region: 1-723 (240 amino acids)
Source: RefSeq, a predicted model, not a curated record